UAGCAGUUUCCCGACCCUUUACCUCACCUGAAAACCACUCUCUCUCAAAACCACCUACCUUCAAUCUCUAAAAUCCUCUCUUAAUUUCUCUAAAAAUCCCACCUUGAAUCGUUUUUAGUAACCCAUAUCACCUCCCUCCCUCUUUCACUCUCUCUCUCUCCCUCUCUCUCUCUCUCUCUCUCUGUGCACGUGUAUCUUUCUCUCCCUAAAAACACAGACCAUAUCUCUCUUUCUCUCCUACAAACGGCAACGCCAAGCUCUCUCUCUCUCUCUUUCUGUGGUUUAUUUCAUCUUGUUGAACUUGACUCACUAUAUGCUUCUGUAACACGCGCGCCAUGUACCUGAUAAUCAUCCACGAGUAGUACUACUCCAACAAAUCUAUCGCUCGGUCUCUUUAUAUUUCAUUCAUGGCGUACCACAACCAUCUUGCUCAAGACCUUCCGAAUCCUCUCCAACACUUCACGAACCAAUCCCAACAGCAACAACAACAAGACCCGCAUACUUCCCUGCGCACCAUCUUACCCGACCAACAACAACGCCUCCAGGCCGCACCCAAUUGGCUCAACAACGCGCUGCUCCGGACCCAACAAGCCCAGUACGAUGACAACACGAACAACACCAACACAAACAACAACAACAACAACAACAAUAACAAUAGCAGCAAUUUCUUGAACCUCCACACGGCCUCCGACUCCACCGCCGUGUCUCAAUCCUCCAACCAAUGGCUCUCGCGCCCCAUCCUCCACCGCAACCACAGUGACGUCAUAGACGACGUCUCCGCCGCCGGGGACUCCAUGAUCGCCGCCGCCAUGUCCCACGAAUCGGCCGAGAACUUGAAGAACAGCGCCGGCGACAGCCUUAAUCCGAACAAGAGCGAGGUGGGAGUGGUGGUCGAGAGCGGCAGCGACGGAGUGAUGAACUGGCAGAAUGCGAGGUACAAGGCCGAGAUUCUGGCACACCCGCUCUACGACCAGUUGCUGUCGGCCCACGUGGCGUGCCUCCGGAUCGCCACGCCAGUCGACCAGUUGCCCAGGAUCGACGCCCAGCUCGGGCAGUCCCAGAAUGUGGUCGCCAAGUACUCGGCUCUCGGGCAUGGCGCUCAGGGCAUGGUCGGGGACGACAAGGAACUUGAGCAGUUCUUGACACAUUAUGUUCUGCUGCUUUGUUCCUUUAAAGAACAAUUGCAACAACAUGUCCGGGUUCAUGCAAUGGAGGCAGUAAUGGCUUGCUGGGAGAUUGAGCAAUCCCUACAAAGUUUAACAGGAGUCUCUCCAGGUGAGGGUACAGGUGCAACAAUGUCUGAUGAUGAUGAUGACCAAGUAGAUAGUGAUGUCAACUUGUUUGAUGGUAGUUUGGACGGUCCAGAUAGCAUGGGAUUUGGUCCUCUUAUCCCAACAGAGACUGAGAGGUCCUUAAUGGAGCGUGUGAGGCAAGAGUUGAAGCAUGAACUGAAACAGGGUUACAAGGAGAAAAUUGUAGACAUAAGGGAGGAAAUUUUACGCAAGAGAAGAGCAGGAAAGCUUCCUGGGGACACCACCUCUGUCUUAAAAGCUUGGUGGCAAUCACAUGCCAAGUGGCCAUACCCUACAGAGGAAGAUAAGGCAAGGUUGGUACAGGAAACUGGUUUGCAAUUAAAGCAGAUAAAUAAUUGGUUCAUAAAUCAGAGGAAGAGGAACUGGCACAGCAAUCCUUCAACUUCUACAGUCUUGAAGAGCAAACGCAAAAGAAGUAAUGCAGGUGAAAAUAGCCGUGAUCGUUUUAUGUGAAUGGAAGAAAUUCAAGAACAAUUCCUGAAAUGAUCUAUGUAUGUGCUUCCUCUCAAGUAAUCAAUCCAACAUACUACAUAAAAAUCGCGACACCAUAGGGAUUCAUGGUAUAUGGCCAUGGGCUCAAGUAAAAUACCAAUAUUCUGCUUCUUCAGAAAGAAAAAAGGCUGACAUAGAGGAUGAGGUUGGGAUGAUGAACCCCAGUAUGUUACAUUUCACAGAUUGGUCAAAUUAAGUCUUCAGCAGCUGUGGUGCAUAUGACACUGAUCUCAUUAGGAACUCCAGUAUUUAGAAUUAUAAUACUGCAACUGAAUUGGAUGCAUUGGCGGGAUUAUGAUUUUUGUUUACCUUCAUGCCUGUGAAUAACAAGAGUGAGGGGUUGUGGGUGUACAGUGUAAUAAUCUGUGCAUGGUGCCUUACAGUUAUACUGUGAUUAUAGCUUUAAUUUGAAAAUUUUAUUGUAGAGUUAAAUUUGUAGCAA
Alnus glutinosa is the source of this 2247-nucleotide messenger RNA. Its product is annotated as homeobox protein knotted-1-like 3. Gene Ontology annotation, biological process: regulation of DNA-templated transcription. The record is from RefSeq and is a predicted model, not a curated record. Gene Ontology annotation, molecular function: DNA binding. Gene Ontology annotation, cellular component: nucleus. Lineage: Eukaryota; Viridiplantae; Streptophyta; Magnoliopsida; Fagales; Betulaceae. The coding region runs from base 408 to 1766 and encodes 452 amino acids. The transcript is spliced from 6 exons.